AUGAACUGCUUUUGUACUGCUCAAGAGUUUUGUGAGACUCCUUUUGACUAUCUCAUCGUUGGUGGCGGAACAGCUGGUCUGGUUGUUGCAUCAAGGCUGUCAGAGAAAAACAAUGUGAUAGUGGGUGUUAUCGAGGCCGGUCCGCCAGUCUUUGGGGAGCCUACAGUCGACGUGCCAGGGCGAAUGGGACAGACAAUAGGGACUCAAUACGACUGGGCUUUUGAAACAAUUCCUCAACCAGGCCUGCAUGGAAGAAGUCUUCCAUGGCCACGAGGCAAAAUGCUGGGAGGUACGAGUGCCAUGAAUUUUCUGGUCUGGAAUCGAGCAGCUCGAGAAGAUUAUGAUGCUUGGGCAAGUUUAGGGAAUCCAGGUUGGGAUUGGGCCGGGCUGAAGCAAGCGCAUUAUUUCAUGAAGAGCGAAAGUUUGAGACGCCCGCCUGAGGCUGACGCAGAGAAGUUCAGAUUCCGUGUCACAGACCGCGACCAUGGCACUACCGGUCCCGUUCAAGCCUCAUGUCAACCUUAUCUUUCAGAAACGCAUACAUAUUGGCACGAUACGUUGCAAAACCUAAAUAUCAGGACGAAUGAAGCUCAUUUCGGCGGGUCAAACGUUGGAGCAUGGACUUCAGUGGUUUGUGCUGAUCCAAAAACGCAAACCAGGAGUUACUCAGCAUCGGCGUACCUCCUUCCCUGCGGCAAUCGACCCAAUUUGAAGGUCUUGACAGGUGCUCAUGUCAAACAGAUCGUAUGGAGUCAGAAUAAAUCCAAGGGGAACAAGGUCGCUUGUGGUAUUGAGUUCUCUGUGAAUGGCCGGGACAUGAGGGCCUCAUGCAAAAGAGAAGUCAUCCUAAGUGCCGGCUCUGUGGGCUCACCACAAAUCCUAGAGCUUUCUGGGAUCGGAAAUCCCGAUAUCCUUCAUCAAGCUGGGAUCGAAGUCCAGGUUCCGAACUCGAACGUGGGUGAAAAUCUGCAGGAACAUCCCAUGACCAUGACCGUGUAUGAAAUACGACCAGACAUCAUUACCCCUGACGAUUAUGCGGACCCAGCCUUUGAGCGAAAGACAUAUCAACAGUACCAGGAGACGAGAACUGGAAUGUACACAUCGACACCAUCUUCGAUGGCUUACGUGCCUGUGUCGACAUUCGUGCCACAUCCCUCAAAACUCGCGACGAGAGCACAGUUAUAUGCAGACCGCCAUCCAAAUUCGUCGCGGAAUUACUUGAUGAACCAAAUACUCCAACGUCAGUUCUCGCCGAAGUCCAAUCUUGGCCAAGUCGAAUUCAUUCUCGAUCAUAGCAACUACAGCCCUGUCUACAAGAGCGAGCCGGGCAAGAAAUACGCCACGAUGAUGCAGAUUCUUCAGUACCCCUACAGCCGAGGCCGCAUACAUAUCGAUCCGACAGCAGCUAGGCAGGGCAAAUUGAUCAUCGACCCCAAAUAUUUCGAAGGUGAGGGAGAGAUCGAUUUCGAAGUCAUGGUAGAAGCGCAGAAAUUCGGUGACCGCAUUUGCAAAACAGCGCCGAUGAAUAGCAUUGUCCUGAAACGAGUUUAUCCCCCAGAAGAGCCUUCAGGCGACUUCGACUGGAGUUCGUGGAUGGCUGAUAACACAAUAACCGAUUGGCAUCCGGUCGGCACCUGCUCAAUGCUGCCUCGCGAGAGUGGCGGUGUUGUGGACUCCAGUCUUAGGGUCUAUGGUACGUCGAAUGUCAGAGUGGUGGAUGCCAGCAUAUUCCCCCUUCAGAUAUCGGCACAUAUCCAGGCUACAGUAUAUGCUGUCGCGGAGAAAGCUGCCGACCGCAUCAAGCAGAGCUGGAAUUCUCCUGUCCGGGCGAACUUGUGA
This is a messenger RNA of Exophiala xenobiotica, 1839 nucleotides long. RefSeq lists its product as uncharacterized. The record is from RefSeq and is a predicted model, not a curated record. The coding region runs from base 1 to 1839 and encodes 612 amino acids. Gene Ontology annotation, molecular function: oxidoreductase activity, acting on CH-OH group of donors; flavin adenine dinucleotide binding. NCBI's taxonomy places the organism in Eukaryota, Fungi, Ascomycota, Eurotiomycetes, Chaetothyriales, Herpotrichiellaceae. The transcript has 3 exons.